AUGAAGAAAAAAGUUGAUGGCCGGUGCCAAAUAUGCUACGAUACUGGUCAUGGAUAUCACUUUGGCGUCAUCGCUUGUCGUGCAUGUGCAGCAUUCUUCCGGAGAACUAUUGCAUUAAAUCUUAACUACAAAUGCCGGUUUGAGGAAAGAUGCGUAAUCAACAAAUCGGUCAGAUGUAUGUGCCGAAAAUGCCGUCUUAGCAAAUGUUUGAAAAUGGGUAUGAAGUCGGAAGCUGUACAGCUAAACCGUGAUCCAAUUGGUCAUGUGUCGCACAGGGAACGUUCCACUGUCAUUGUCCAGAGUUCACCGUCCUCAAGUUUCGUGCCGCAAACGACCAUCCCUGGCAGCGCUGCAAUGAGUGUGGAAGAAUUUGACGUUAAGAUAAACGAAAUUUUUGAAGGAUACCGUUUUUGCCAAAAUACAAAUCCGGGGCCAUCAAUUUUGGAUGAAAUGAUAAGAGCAUAUCACGAAAUUGAUUUCCAACGGAGUUAUAUACAUGAUGAUAGUGCAAUAACUGAAGCAAGUGGUCCCGAAACUGAAGAGCAGCAGAAUGAAAGAAUGCGGAAGAACCUUAAAAUAUUCAGGAAGAUUAUGUUUAAUGAAGUACAACUUUCAGCCAAUAUGGUAGCUCACUUUUAUCCAUUUAUGGAACUCCCUCCCAAUCAAAGGGUUUGUAUCAAUUCGUGUUGUCGAAGUUGCUGUAUAAUGCUACUGUUCAAACGGUUUUGGCCGCGUUUUUUAAGAAUUGAACGAGCGUAUGCAACUUAUGUAAAGCUGGGAUCCGAUGUUACCGAUGAGAGGACAGUAUUUUACAAUGGACGUGUAGCGCAUAAACACGCAUUUAUUUCUGCCAUUUCGCAGAUUUCUAAACUAAGUCUAAAUCAGCUGAAAAGCUUACUUUCACUAUCUCAAGAAACUACUUGGUCAUUUGUUCGGACACCGUUGAAGAUGCUAAAACCAACUGAAUUUGAAUUUAUUGCAAUGUGUGGGUAUUUGCUCUGGACACCACCUGGUAAUAUUCUUUUGAAAGAUCUACCUUGUGUUAAAGGACUUGAAGUGAGCACUGUUCAGAAAUGUAAAGAAGCUCGAGAAAGAAUUUUUUCGGCAUUACAUCGAUACUAUACGGACGUGUUGUCGUUACCGGCAUACGCUGGUCGGCUAGCAGAAUGUAUGGCACUGCUAUCCGGUGUAGAGGUGUCGGUUUCGCUUUGGAAGGAAGAUUUAAUGAUCCUUGAUUUAUUUGAUUUGUGUAAAUUGGAUGCAAAUCUCUUUGAUUUCACUAAAUUUUAA
This is a messenger RNA of Enterobius vermicularis (human pinworm), 1290 nucleotides long. NCBI's taxonomy places the organism in Eukaryota, Metazoa, Nematoda, Chromadorea, Rhabditida, Oxyuridae. The record is from the annotation of a GenBank genome assembly.